This is a messenger RNA of Neopsephotus bourkii (Bourke's parrot), 2145 nucleotides long. RefSeq names its product neuropeptide FF receptor 1 (gene NPFFR1). Gene Ontology annotation, molecular function: peptide binding; neuropeptide receptor activity. Gene Ontology annotation, cellular component: membrane. Bases 656 to 2137 code for a protein of 493 amino acids. Gene Ontology annotation, biological process: G protein-coupled receptor signaling pathway. The transcript has 4 exons. NCBI's taxonomy places the organism in Eukaryota, Metazoa, Chordata, Aves, Psittaciformes, Psittacidae. The record is from RefSeq and is a predicted model, not a curated record.
GAGGGAUAAAUGCUCCCCAAUAGUGUGGGCUGGCAGGGGGCAGCUAGGAAUGGUUGCUCCUGUAAAUAUUUGACUUCUAGAGUUGCCAAACCCAAUCCUUGGUAAAAGACCACGGUAAGAGGGGGUUUGUUGAUGUUGGCAAUGACAGAGGAGCUGGAGUCGAGCAGAGCAGCUUUGGGCUGGGACCAGCAUCCCAAAGGAUCAUACUGCUUUUCCCCACUGUGUGGGUGAUUUACAUUGGGUGGAGAACAGUGGUCCCCCCAACUCGUGCUGGGGCUCCUAGCGUGCUUCCCCCCCCGGGGCAGACAGGAGCUGGCAUCAGCUGGAGGAGAGGCAGUCAGCAGCAGCGUGGGAACCCCUGGGUGGCGGGGGGGACCCCGACCUUCCCCCGGGACCAAACCUGCCCCAGCUCUCUCCUUGCGCCCCCUCCCGCUGCCUCGGACGGGUGGGGGGGGUGCGUACCCCGGUAUCCAUGGCGAUGGGAGGUUGUCCCCCCGCCGCCCCCCUCCGCUGCAGCCGCCGAGCAGCCGCAACCGGCUCGGCGGCACCAGCGGCAGCGCGGUACCGGCACCGGAGCUCGGCUCCGGGAGGGUGACUGGAGGAGGAACGGGGACAAAUUCAGCAAGCUCCCCGGGCGGCAGACCCCCCAGCCCGCAUGCCGGCGAGGCAGACCCCGGAGCCGGGCUGGGACAGCGGAGGCCCUUCCAAUGGCAGCUGGCCCAACUCUACCACAAGCGAGAGCCACCUCCCAAGAGAGAACUACACCUUCCUGGCCUACUACCAGCAUUCCUCCCCCGUGGCUGCUAUGUUCAUCCUGGCCUACACCUUCAUUUUCCUCAUGUGCAUGAUCGGCAACAUCCUGGUGUGCUUCAUCGUGGUGAAGAACCGCCAGAUGCGGACGGUCACCAAUGUGUUCAUACUCAAUUUGGCCAUCAGUGACCUGCUGGUGGGCAUCUUCUGCAUGCCCACCACCUUGGUGGACAACCUCAUCACAGGUUGGCCCUUUGACAACACCAUGUGCAAAAUAAGUGGCCUCGUGCAGGGCAUGUCUGUCUCUGCCUCUGUUUUCACGCUGGUGGCCAUCGCUGUGGAGAGGUAUGUUGGCAUGAACAUGUGGGGACAUGGGGUCCUAGCCACCUCCAGAGUGUUAUGGUAUCCCACGUGGUUUCCAUCACGGGAAAUCUCCUGGGGACAUCAUGAGUGUGUCCCAGAUCUCCUGGAGGAUCACAAAGUUACCCAUGGAGAAUCCCAGCACGGUGUCCUUCCCCACCUUGAGCUGAAAACACCAAAUCUGGAGAGAUCCCAACCUAUCUCUGUCACCAAAAGCCCUGUGUUUCGCUGCAUCGUCCACCCCUUCCGGCAGAAGCUAACACUGAGGAAAGCCCUGGUGACCAUCGCCAUCAUCUGGGUGCUAGCCCUGCUCAUCAUGUGCCCUGCUGCCAUCACCCUGACUGUCACCAGGGAGGAGCACCACUUCAUGGUGGACACCUAUAAUAACUCCUACCCCCUCUAUUCCUGUUGGGAGGCCUGGCCUGAGACGGGGAUGAGAAGGAUCUACACCACUGUCCUCUUCUCCCACAUCUAUGUGGCUCCCCUUGCCCUUAUUGUCGUCAUGUACGCCCGCAUUGCCUUCAAGCUCUUCAAGUCAGUGGCACCUGCCCAUGGCCAAGAGGAGCCAGAGGGGAGGAAAGUCUCCCGGAGGAAGGCCAAGGUCAUCAACAUGCUGAUCAUCGUUGCCCUCUUCUUCACUCUCUCCUGGCUGCCCCUCUGGACACUGAUGCUGCUGACGGACUAUGGCCAGCUGAGCGAGGGUCAGCUCCGCCUCGUCACUGUCUACGUCUUUCCCUUCGCCCACUGGCUGGCCUUCUUCAACAGCAGCGCCAACCCCAUCAUUUACGGCUACUUCAACGAGAAUUUCCGACGGGGGUUCCAGGAGGCCUUCAGAGCCCCCAUCUGCUCGCUCCACUGCCAUCACCAGCACCACCACCAUGGGCCCUACACCUCUAGGAGCCAUGGGAUCUUCUUUGGUGCCCGCAACCGUGUCUUCACGCAUGCACGGGCCAGUGAUUCACCACCUGCCUCUGAGUCAGGGCCAUUGGCACCACGCCGCACCGGUGUUCAUGCAUGGGACAGCUGAACAGCCAU